CAGAGCCAGAUAAAUAUCAACUUACAAAUAAAAGACAGACCUUCGUUGCAUCCGAAAAAUGGAGACUGAUGACACCAACUCCUCAUUAAAUGACACCUACUCCACUGUGGAUGAACAAGAAGAUUAUAAUAGGGUUGGCAGGGCCCUACAAACAACUUCGCUGGUCAUCUACUGUUUGAUAUUUGCAUUUGGGACUAUUGGCAACAGUCUAGUCAUCUACGUGACAGGCUGCAGGAUGAAGAGAACGGUUAACUCAGUUUGGUUUCUCAACUUGGCCCUGGCUGACUUCCUCUUUUCAACCUUUCUGAUUUUCACAAUCAUUUCUACCUCUCAGGGAAACCACUGGAUGUUUGGACGAGUAUUAUGCAAGCUCAAAACCUUUGUGAUUGUAGUCAACAUGUUUGCCAGUAUCUUUCUUCUGACAGCCAUAAGUGUGGAUCGUUGCUUGUCAAUAUGGUUCGUGGUGUGGGCACAAAACAAGCGUACCGUUGGCAAAGCCCAGAUCAUAUGCGCUGUCAUCUGGAUUACUGCUGGGGUCUGCAGCGCUCCAUUUGCACAUGUUCGAGAGGUUUGGCCUCAUGGGGAGAAGAUAAUGUGUAAUCCUAAACCCAAUACAGGAAAACAAACACGGAUUCUUGACAUAUUUCGAUUUUUUAUGGGCUUCCUGAUCCCAUUCCUGGUAAUAUGUGUCUCUUAUGUGGCCAUAGUUGUUCGUGCUGGGCACCUGAAAAAGCCAAGAAAACAGAGAUGUCGCCGGGUCAUUUUCUCUGUUGUUCUUGCAUUCUUCAUCUGCUGGUUGCCCCUCCAUGUUUUUAUUUUUGUAAACUCUCUUAACCCAAAUCUCGGUAACAUCAUUGUUCAGAUUGUUGGUCCUCUGGUUUUGAGUCUGUGUUUUAUGAACAGCUGCCUGAAUCCCAUUCUCUAUGUUUUCAUGUGUCAUGAAUUCCAGCAGAAGCUCAAGCGAUCCGUGUGCUUUGCACUAGAAAGUGCCCUGGCUGAGGACCACUUGUCAUUUACGUCCUCUCGCUCCCUGACGUCCUACCUUUCACGGAUUUCUCGUAAAUCUGACUCUACUGCACCCGUGGAGAUGAAAGGCCCAGCCACUUUCUCAACCACAGAACCAGUUUUUGUUCAUUGCACGGAGGGAGAGACACUGGGAACUGAUGAAGAUUAGUCAGAGUAUAUGAAACUUGUAAUCAAUUAUCACAAAAGUAGAGUAGAAACUGAACAUGGAGUAUGGAUUGAUUAGUCUAUCUAUGUGCAGAGAAUGAUUGAUGAUAUUUUGUAUAUUUGUGCGUUUUUAUGUUCUCUAUAUUAUCACCCCUAACCGGUGUCUACACUUAUCUCUGACACCCGUUAAUUUGUUGCACCUGUGACAAGUUCCACCUUUUUUUUUUAACUAUCAAAUGUAUUUUUUAUGAAAUCACAAAGUUCUCUAGAUCAAUAAUUGUGUGGGGUGUGCUGUGGCCUUGCAAUGUAAAUAUGAAUGUGUGUGUAUAAGAAUUAAUUAUUUUGUACAAUGAAAUUAUACCCAUAAAUUCAUCACAUAUGGAAAUGCUUAAAAUUACAUGAUAAUGUGCACAGUAAUGUUUUUUUUACUUUUAAGUGUUGUAAGCAAUACAAUUUCGAGGUUAUUUACAAAUGUUGUUUUGACAUGCCUCUAUAGCUGCAUAAUACUGUCACACAAAGCUGAGCUUCAAUAAUUGCGCUGUAUGCAUUUUUGUACGGUGAAUAAAAACAUAUUUUUG
Notothenia coriiceps (black rockcod) is the source of this 1748-nucleotide messenger RNA. RefSeq names its product C3a anaphylatoxin chemotactic receptor-like. Gene Ontology annotation, biological process: complement receptor mediated signaling pathway; positive regulation of cytosolic calcium ion concentration; phospholipase C-activating G protein-coupled receptor signaling pathway. The coding region runs from base 59 to 1174 and encodes 371 amino acids. Lineage: Eukaryota; Metazoa; Chordata; Actinopteri; Perciformes; Nototheniidae. Gene Ontology annotation, cellular component: plasma membrane. The transcript is spliced from 2 exons. The record is from RefSeq and is a predicted model, not a curated record. Gene Ontology annotation, molecular function: complement receptor activity; G protein-coupled receptor activity.